AGAGACAAGUGACAGGCUAGUCGAGCAGUAUUUCCUGCUGUCUUUGUCCAGUGCCAUUUCUGCAGCAAUGAAGAAGGCAGUCAAUCACUGUGGCCCAUUAUUGGAGACCAUUCUUCUUGUGCUCUUGGGGCUUGUUCUCAUUGCAGGACCAACCAGCGGGACUCAACAAGUCACCUUCUCUUUUAAGGAGAACACCGGACCAGAUUAUUCUGUUGGAAGAGUCACUGAAGAACAGGGAACAAACUUUAGGUUUUCCGGAGGCUCAACUUUUUGCUCUCAAAAUUUCAGCAUUGUCUCUGGAACUGGAGAAAUACUGACCAGUACAAACAUAGACAGAGAAUUCUUAAUUCAAGAGAUUGAUGAUGACACCCUCUCCUGCUCAGUCACCUACAGCAGAGAUGGACAAGACACUGCUGUACAAGUUAAAUUUCAUGUCUUGGAUGUGAAUGAUUUCACUCCAUACUUCUCUGGAAUGACCCGUCCAGUUGAUACUCGUAAAGUGUAUGAGAACGUUCAAGUGGGCCAGGUCAUUGCUUACUUGAUGCCAUUUGAUCUUGAUGCAGGUCCUAAUGGAACUGUUAAUUUCACUAUUUUACAUGGGAAUGAGGGACAAUACUUCAACGUAUCCCUACCAGCAGGACAGACAGAUACUCAGGACAGAUUAAUAAUACUUAAUCAAAAACUCGACUACACAACUCACCCACAGUAUAAUCUCACCCUCUCCCUCUCUGAUGGUGGCUCUCCUCCACUUACCUCAACACAGUAUCUUGUUAUUAAUAUUAUUGAUGUGAAUGAUCAGGCCCCUGCCUUCUCCGAGGAGAAACUAUCCUUUAACGUUUCUGAAGAUCAUCCUGUUGGUAGCUCUUAUCCGUUUGCUGUGAUUGGUGCCACUGAUGAUGAUUCACCCACACAUUCUCAAAUAUUCUACCAGUUAGAUCUGGAUGGAUCUACUGAUGCUUAUGCUAUUGCUGACCUUUUAGCCGUCAAUACAACUUCUGGUGAACUUUACCUAAUAAACAAACUCGAGUAUGAUGGGAACCCUAAGCACUCGUACAAGUUUCAAGUAGAGGCUCGUAAUCCCGGGACUGCUAUUGGUACCAAAGCUAUUGUAACGUUGAAUGUAACUGACGCCAAUGAUGAAGUACCAAUACUAAACUGUUUACCGGAAGAGAUCAAUGUUUAUGAGAAUUCAAGCACUUUCUUCAUUUUCUGUAGCUUUGAAGACAGUGAUGAAGCACCUCAGGACAAGGCACUGGGUAAAGUUAACAUCAGCUCUUGGCCAAUAGAACUGGAUCAUAAGAUGACUGUUACUCAUUUAUCACCUAAUUCACCAUACUUUAUACAUAUAGCGUUCAAUGAUACUUUUGAUCGUGAAGAAACUCCAAACAUUAGCAUCAACAUAACUGCAUCAGACAGUGGGGUCAUACCUCUCUCUUCUUCUCAAGUCAUUAAUGUCACUGUCCUUGAUAUUAAUGACAACCCACCCCAGUUCACUACUACUGGGAUCAGCUCUAAGAUAAGCAUAUCAUCACAGCCUCCACUAGCAAUAGCAUCAGUUCAUGCUACUGAUCCUGAUGAAGGCAGUAACAGUGUACUGAGAUACAGCCUGACCAGUAUAGAACCAGCCACUGCUGCUGACUGGUUUAUUAUUAAUAAUGAUACUGGAUUGAUAUCACUAGUAGAGUCACCUACUGAGGGAAUCGCUGAUGUAUAUAUAACAGUUAGAUGCAGUGAUAGAGGCUACCCUGUACCACUGCACAACUCCACUGUAGUUCAUGUACAUAUAACCCAACCAGUCACAUAUAGACCAAUCUCAUACCAGCAGUACAACAACAUCAACCUAGCAUCUUCCAAUGUAGUCUACAUUGAAUUUCAUACCAUGAGCUCCAAUGGACUGUUACUGUACCAGUCCCACUCUAUAGUGAAGAACAUUCUAUGGAUCAGUAAUGACACUGUUUUUUAUAAUGAUGGACUCAUUAGGAGCAGUGGAUCCAUAGGGAAGGGUAGGUGGUAUUCUCUUCUACUUAACAAAACUGAGGGUACACUGUUAGUAUGGGAGAAAGGUAGUGACUCACCUCACUCAGUGACAGCUAGUGCAAUACUGGAGACAUCAAGAGUGAGAGAUUGUUCAGCUCAGCGUUCCACUCCUAAUUCUCAUUCACUGUUCGUCGGUGGAGUACCUGAUGCUUUUAACGUGCUGCCCUCUCUACUGACCAGCUCUGAUUUCAUUGGUUCAAUAUCCGCUGUUGUCAUUGGCAACCAACACCUUGACCUAUCCUGCCCCUAUUCCAGCAGGAGUACAGUCCAGGGGCAUCACUACAACACACAGUGCAUGGACACUGAUCUUUGCUCUGAUCGGUCCGACUGUGUACCAUACACUCCGACUGGAUCCAGCCCUUGCUAUUGUACCAAUGGACUACCGACUGAAACCUGUGAUACUGACCAAGACUAUGGUCCCAUUGCUAUUACUAAUGAAAGUUACAUUCAGUUCGAUUUGGACUACAACUUCUUCUAUACUCAUUCAAAGUUCCUCUCAGAGCAGAAUCAACAACAGUCCCAGUCAAUAUCAGUUUCAUUCAUUCAUGACAUGACACAACUCUCAGGAGUAAUACUCUACUCUAGAACCAAUGAUGGAUUCAUUCAAAGAUUAGAGAUUAAUAAGACCAUCAGGUAUACUGUUACUCAGCAUCAGAUGCCAAAGCUUUCUCUCAUAACUGAAGAAUUUUCAUUUAGAAAAGGAAUAGAAUAUACUCUGGAGCUGAUCCUCUCCCUAAGAGCUGAUGAUAUGAGAAUUAAAGUAACAGAAAAAGACUCAAACAGUCCAGGACAAUAUUUAGAAGUAACAACUAAGAACUUUAGCCAUCAAAGUGAGUUCUAUGCAUUCGCUAAAGAGCCAGGAACUGUCAUCAGUCUAGGGGGACUGAGUCCUUCAAAAGGAGGAGUCUAUCAGAGACACUAUACUGGGUGCAUCACUGAGUUCAAGAUAGACAGUGAGCCCCUACCACUAGUCGGGAUAAUGACCAGCAACAGCUUAAACUACACCAGUAAAGAAGGACUCCAGCCUUACUGUCACUCUUGCUACAUGCACAAUACCUGUACAGCCCACAGUUCAUGUAUACCUCAGGACCGGACCAACUACCAGUGCCACUGUGACAAUGGCUACACUAUGAUCAAUAAUACCUGUGUUCAAGUAUCGUCCACUGUAUCUAUUCCAUCGUCCAGUGAACUGGCUACCAUUAGACCCAGUAAUAUACCAUGGACCGGUGGAGUGGAGAAUCCAACGGAGAGUGGUGGGUUCAAACUCUACUACAUCAUAUCAAUAUCGGGAGGACUAGUGCUCCUGGUUGCUGUGCUGCUAGUGGUCCUAGCCGUUCUCUUCAGAUGUGUGUACAAGAGGGGAAGGAAGGAGAGAGAGGUAGAGGGACAGACACAACCCAGUCCCCACGGUAACGGGUGUUACACUGAGACCACACCCACUGAUAAAGGUAACAGUGUCCAACUGAAGAGAGGAAACAACUAUGUCAAGACGAGCAUACUAAAGAACCAUGGCCAAUCAUCAACUGAUGAUAUUGACUCGUCCAGUGAUAUGAUACCUUAUACUUUUGGCUGUCGUAAGUCCACCAGUCAAGAGACAGGGUUCCAUACUGCCAGUGAGCCGGAGGGUCCCAGCAGCCGCUCCUCCCCCAGGAGAGAGUCAAUGAUGUCCAAAGAGAGUGAGAGGUACUCCAGUGACUUCACUUCACUGGAGACAGACUCUGAGGACCUUACCACGUCAGGUAUUGAUGAGAUAAUGAGCCCCAAUGAGGUACGACUGGUCAGUUCAGGGAGUAUGAUGGGGGUACCCUCUUCAUUUCGGCUGCAGCAUCCACUGACUCCAACUGAGAAGACCCUCCUGAAACCUUUACAACCAAGCUCCUCCCUCACACUCAGUGAGGAUGAGACUGAUACUGAGGUAUCUACCAGCAGCCCCAGGAGGAGGGACCCACCCACUGGACGAUACUAUGAGGGGCGGGGCUACUUUGAUAACGACUCACUGGCGUCCAAUCAGAACAGCCCAAAGUGGUACAAAACCAGCUCCCCCUCUACUAUCAUCGACAGUGAUUCUGAAUCGAUCAAUAACGGGCUAUUGAGUGGGUCCUUGACCAGACUAAGCUCCUUUCCUAAAGGUGGGCGGGGCAAUAGACACAAGAGCCACCGCCCACCUAACCUAUUGCCUCAUGUACGCCCACACAAAGGGACUUCCCCCCAUCACUCUCCCUUUGUGUCCUCUCCUGGCUACAGCUCCUCUCCUCUGGUUAAGAGCCACAGACUGGCCUUUGACUAUCCUUCAAUGGCUACAUCAGCAAUAACUCCAGCCCCUCCCACCUAUCACCCACCCCACCCACCUCACGGACUGUACUAUGAUCACACUGAGGCCAGACUGCCCUCUAUAGCCGAGUCCGUCCAGUACCAGCCCCGUCCCUACCACCCCCGCCCUCAUGAGCACAUUGACCCGUACUACACUGGGUACCAGGGAGUGGCCCUCACCCCAGGGGGAGGGGCUCCUACUGCUUACUGUGACCUCAACUCAUUCUCAAAGGUCAAUCCCAUUACCUACUGGGAGGGGCAGCAGAGGCUUCAUCCAAUAGUUGAUCAGGACGACCCCCUCAGGUUCCUCAGGGAGCCUUGUCGUAAGUUUGAGGACGUGAGUACGACUCCGAGUGUGGCUGAGAGUGGAUUCACUGAGAGUGUGGUCGCUGAUAGAGACUCCACUGUAUCUGAACCUCAGGGAAGGAACCGGCCAGUUACCUCAAGAGGAGUUCAUAAUGACUAUGUUGUGAUGCCAAGGACACUGCCCCCACACCCGACCAAUGAGGAGGAGGCUGGUUACCAUGACAACAAUCAGAGGUCCUACAUGGAGGAGAGGAGAGGUUACCAUAGCAACGAUGAUCAAGUUAAUUACCGUGACAACGUACACAUUGUUGACAGAAGAGGUUACCAUAGCGAUGACGCUGGGUUAAACGGUUACCAUGGUAACAUGAAUGGAGCCAGAGAAGAGGAAAUCACUCACUUCCCAUCGGCUGAUUGCACCAGUACCCUAGCAACCAAUACCCUAGCAACCAGCGUACCUCCAGUGGCCCUGUCUAAUGGCGGCAGCGAGAGACAGUAUCAAUAAACUAUUCUUGAACUACCCACCCACACACACAAUGUCACUAAUUAUUCUCAUCAUUAUCCAUUGUUAUUAUUAUCCACUGUAUUCCUCCUGUCAUUUGUUUAUUGUAUUAUUGUGUUCAUUGCAACUGCUUACUUACUCUUGACAACAAUGUCACCUUGCAUUAUUGAUUCUUUUUAAACUGAUUAUAAUCAUGUCUUUCUUUAAACAUUAAAUUAAUAUCAUCAUAA
Messenger RNA from Amphimedon queenslandica, 5382 nucleotides. RefSeq lists its product as uncharacterized. Gene Ontology annotation, molecular function: calcium ion binding. The transcript is spliced from 6 exons. Gene Ontology annotation, cellular component: plasma membrane. Gene Ontology annotation, biological process: homophilic cell-cell adhesion. The coding region runs from base 68 to 5155 and encodes 1695 amino acids. The record is from RefSeq and is a predicted model, not a curated record. Lineage: Eukaryota; Metazoa; Porifera; Demospongiae; Haplosclerida; Niphatidae.